GUGAUUUGUUUACUGUCGCGAGCCACAAUCUGAACUUGCGUUAUUUUAAAAUUAAUUUUAAAACAGAGAACACCCGGUUUGUUAUCUCAGGGGAAGAACGGUUAAAUUUGACGGGAAAGUAGGCAACAUCCAUAAUUACCGUAUCAUCGUUACGCAUAUAGAGUAAACAACCCGGUAGUUAUAGUGGCGGGAACAUAACGUUAUUCCUCGAAAGUGCAAAGGUUGUUUAAAUGGAUGUAAAUGUGGAACUUUUCACUUCUGAAAAGAGCGGACGCGGUCUAAAAGCAAAGCGUAAUUUAAACCCAGGUUCUACUGUUCUUUCAUCCGAGCCAUAUGCAUAUUUGCUAUCGAAAAAGCAAAAAGGCGUUUAUUGCGAUUUUUGUUUCAAAAAGCAAGAUGGUCUGUUGCAAUGUUCUGGAUGCAAAUAUAUGAAAUACUGCAACAGAAACUGCCAGAAAAUGGCCUGGAAUGAACACCACAAAGCAGAGUGCCCCGCACUGAAAAACGUAAUGCCAAAAAGACCACCAGAUUUUGUCAUUUUACUUGGAAGGUUGCUAUGGAAUAUGCAGCAGUACAGCAGUGCCAAAUUACCAGAGAAAAAUUCGAUUUUGGAUUUAGAGUCAAAUUAUAAUAAAUUGUCGCAAAACCAAAAAGAGGCCUUGAUGAAUUUCCUUGUUAUUUUACAUACAUUUUGGAGCCCAAAACCUCUUCCACCUCAAGUUACCGAUAACAAAAUGCUGUUGGAAUUAUGUGCUAGAAUUAAAAAUAACAGUUUUGCUAUAUGCAAUGAAGAGCUGCAGUCGGAUGUUGGCACUGGCGUGUAUCUCAAUUGCAGCUUCAUAAACCAUAGUUGUGAGCCAAAUUGUGUUGCAGAGUUUAACAUGCGGACAUUGAAAAUAAGGGCAGUGAAAAAUAUAACUGCGGGGGAAGAAGUCCUGAUAAGUUAUGUCGAUUUGUUUGCUACUAGCUUUGAAAGACAACGAGAACUAAUGAGUAUUUACCAUUUUCAAUGCACUUGUCAUUCUUGCAAUGCUAAAACUGAUGAUGAUCAAAUGAUGCAGGACUUUGAUGGAAAAAUAACAGAAUCAAAACUAUCUUCUGUAAAAGACAUGUUGAGUCAAAUGGAGGAGUUAAGAAAACAAUGUGAUUAUCAGAAAAUAAAAGACCUUGUGGAGGGUUGUGUAAAAAGGAAAAUACUGCCACAUGAGAAUAUAUACAUGGCAAAAGUUUUGGAUUUUGGCAUGGAUGCUUGCAUUGAACUAGGUGUUUUGACACAGGCAUUUGAGUUUGGUUCCAUGGCUUUAUUUAGCUACAAAUUAUAUUUACAUGCAAACCAUCCUAUGCUGGGCAUACAACUUAUGAAACUCGGAAAAAUUUUACUCCAUGAGGAAAAAAAUCAAGACGCUAUGCAAUUUUUGCGUGAAGCAUUUAAAAUUCUCACUAUAACACAUUCGCCAAACAGCUCUGUUUUAACGGAGCUACAAAAUUUACUGGGCCAAUGUUUAGCAGAAAUGCAAAACUAAAAAAAUUUUUGGACUGAUAAUAAAUGAUGGCUAGUCUCAUUUUAAUUGAUUGUGUUCAAUUUUAAAUGAUGUUUACGUAAUCAAAUUGUCAGCAGACUAAAACAAACACUAGUAAAACCAACACAUGCUGUAUUAUUACGCAACCGAAUUACCUGUUUAAACAUCAUGAGAAUUUAAAGCAGGGUUGAUACACAAACCCAAUAAUGCAUGCCCACACUGUGUUGCAUGUACACUGUUGCAGUUUUUUUACAUUUUUAGAAA
Ciona intestinalis (vase tunicate) is the source of this 1784-nucleotide messenger RNA. Its product is annotated as histone-lysine N-methyltransferase SMYD3. Gene Ontology annotation, cellular component: nucleus. The record is from RefSeq and is a predicted model, not a curated record. Lineage: Eukaryota; Metazoa; Chordata; Ascidiacea; Phlebobranchia; Cionidae. Gene Ontology annotation, molecular function: protein binding.